AUGACUGAUCGCCUUGCUGAGUUGACAGCGGGUACAGGCAUCUCUAUCGAUGAUAUAGACUUGCAAGAAACAGAUGUGGAGAACCCUGAAGACCCGGAAAUUGACGAGGAAACGAGAGAAUCCUUUGGUAAAUUUCGAAAGGAGACAGACGCGCUUUCAAAAGCCAUCGAUAGAAUUCUGGAGAAUGUGGAAACAGUAGAGUCACGUUAUAAGAUUUCACUUGAAGAGAAUGUGGACCAGUCAGAGAAAGAUAGAGCUUCAGGUGACAUUGCCAGGCUUCUCGAGCAGACGGAGAAAACAUCGGAGGCUGUACGAAAACGGCUAGGACGAAUAGGCGGGGAAAACAAGAAAUUCUCGAAGGAAUUCGCUGCGAAAACCGGGCAACUUCGAAUGCGUGUGAACACUCAUCAGGGACUUACGCGAAGAUUCAUGAGGGCAAUGCAAUGUUUUGAAGAAUCGCAAGAAAAACAUAGAAACAAUGUGAAGGGGGCUCUUGAAAGGCAGCUCCGACUCAUGAACCCGCAAGCCACUGAUGAGGAUAUUGAAAAUGCAUUGCGAAACGGAAACACAGAAUGUGUUGUUGAGGACUCGACUACGCUUGCGGGAUUGCCAUAUGAGGAGCAAGUGAAGCUUCGGCGUGGGCUAGAGGACCUAAGAUCUAGGAAUAAUGAUAUCAAAAAGCUGGAGGAAAGCAUCAUCCAAUUGCAUCAACUGUUCAUGGAUAUGCAAACUUUGGUGGAAGCUCAAGGUGAGCUCCUGAAUAACAUUGAAUACAACAUCGGUGAAACAAAAGGGAAGACGGAAGCAGGGUAUCAGGAGCUCGUGGAAGCUCGAGCACACCAAAAAUCUGCGAACAAGAAGAAAAUCUGUAUCAUCGUUUUGAUUAUUGUGAUCAUUCUUGCAAUCUCAGUCCCAAUACUCGUCAAGUAUAUUCCGAUAUGGUUCCCAGGGACGAAGGACACGAUUGACAGUAUUCCAAUCCUUGGAGAAGGUGAUACGAAUUCCACAAAUAGCACACAGGAUAAGGCGGCAGGGACAAGCAAAGGCAGUCAGCUUCUAGACGUGAUUGCACUGAUAGUCGAGAUGAAGCCAGAAAGUGGCGUCGGACCAGGCGGAUAA
Messenger RNA from Chondrus crispus (carragheen), 1119 nucleotides. RefSeq names its product St-SNARE family protein. The record is from RefSeq and is a predicted model, not a curated record. The coding region runs from base 1 to 1119 and encodes 372 amino acids. Gene Ontology annotation, biological process: vesicle fusion; intracellular protein transport; exocytosis. Gene Ontology annotation, cellular component: plasma membrane; endomembrane system; SNARE complex. The transcript is spliced from 2 exons. Gene Ontology annotation, molecular function: SNAP receptor activity; SNARE binding. NCBI's taxonomy places the organism in Eukaryota, Rhodophyta, Florideophyceae, Gigartinales, Gigartinaceae.